AUGCUGAUUGCUCUCUGUUGCAUUCCUUAAAUCCAAAGACAAGGAAAAUAUUAUUGCAUUAACAUUUAUAUUUUGGUCUAGACGAAAAAACAAAACAGCUUGUGAUUAUUUACAUAGUAUUUCUACAAUACUUUAUAACCGAAAAUAAUAAAAAAAGCUGUAUAAAAUGGAUGAAGAGUUAGAGGGUGGAUUGGUUGAAGACGACUUCAUUAUACCACCGGUGAAGUAUGAAUAUCUGGACCAUACAGCAGAUGUGCAAUUGCAUGCAUGGGGUGAUACAUUAAAAGAAUCUUUCGAGCAGUGUGGAAUGGCGAUGUUUGCAUACAUGACAGAAAUGGAUUACGUGCAGAUAAAGGAAGUACACACAAUUGAAGCAAAUGCUGAUGAUUUAAUGGGCCUCCUGUACCAUUUCCUCGAUGAAUUGCUUUAUCUAUUUUCCGUCGAACCAUUUCUUAUUUGCAAAAAGUUAGUGAUCACAGAGUUCAAUACGGAGGAGUUUAGGAUAGUUUGCAAGUGCUUAGGCGAAGAGUUCCAGAUUGGUAAACAUCCACAAGGAACAGAAGUUAAGGCUAUUACGUAUUCGGCUAUGCAAAUCAUAGAUCAACCUAAGGAUAAUAAAUACGAAGUGUUUGUAAUUAUUGAUAUUUAAUUAAUAUAUUAUUUUAACAAUA
Pararge aegeria (speckled wood butterfly) is the source of this 671-nucleotide messenger RNA. It is a transcript of the gene Archease, whose product is annotated as protein archease-like. The record is from RefSeq and is a predicted model, not a curated record. Gene Ontology annotation, cellular component: tRNA-splicing ligase complex. NCBI's taxonomy places the organism in Eukaryota, Metazoa, Arthropoda, Insecta, Lepidoptera, Nymphalidae. The coding region runs from base 167 to 649 and encodes 160 amino acids. Gene Ontology annotation, biological process: tRNA splicing, via endonucleolytic cleavage and ligation. The transcript is spliced from 3 exons.